CAGACCUCGAAAAUAUAACCUAAACUUUUAAACGUGAAAUAUUUCAUAUUUAUGGGAUUUGAGUUUUUGUUUUUACCAACUUUAUCAAAUGGAGAGCAAAAUCUUGAAAUUGAGAAGAAAAAAAGAAAGUUCCUAUACUACUGGCAAUUAUGAUUCCUCAUAUAAACAUUGUAUUGAGAUAGCUGAACUGCUUGUUGAGAAUGAGAAAUAUGAGGAUGCUCUCUUGGAGUAUAAGGAAGCAGUAUGUGUUGGUAAAAUGUAUAAUAAUCAAAUGGAUAUUGCAAGAGCAAACAGAAUGAUAGCAGAAGUUUAUGUGAUGAUGCAGAAACCAAAAGAUGCCAUUGAGUUUGUGAGAAAAUUUCUAGAAAUUUCACGCAAGGAGAGGGAUUUGAAAGAGGAGCAAAGAGCUCUAGCUACGUUGGCACGAAUCUACUUUAUUAUUGCAGAAGAUGUGCUGCCAUCAUCCACAGAACGCCAGGAUGCACUUGUUCAAGCACAAACCUACAACAUCAAGAGCUUGAAAAUUUGUGACAAACUUGAAGAAGAAGGCGGUGCUAGCGCUAAAAAUAUUGGGGAAAUGAGAGCACGGGUCUAUUUGAAUUUGGGCCUCGUGGAGGAAGCAUUGGCCAAACUUGAGAAAGCAGUCCAAUACCUGGGAAAAGCCGUAAUUAUUUGCAAAUCUUUGGAUUUGUGGGAAGAGUUAUGUCUGAGCUACACGAAUCUCGGAUUGGCGCAUAAGCAUAGUGAGGAUUUUGCCAGCGCUUUGAAAGCCUUCGAUUUGGGCCUUUCAGUUGCUUGUCGUCUAUCUGACAAAGAAAAAUACUUGAGUGAUAUUUACGUACAAAAAGCACAGGUAUUGGCUGCAAUCUGUGAAUUUGAAGAAAAACUUAUUCUUCUGCCUGAAAAUGACAUAUCUGAAAGGAGAAAAAUGUAUGAGAUGAUGGGAGAUGGAUGUGCAGCUUUAGAGAGUUACAAAAAGGCCUUAGAAUAUUAUCAUUUAACGCUGGAGUGUUCAGAAAAACUGGGUGAGAGCGGUAAAAGGUUAUCUGAUAUUCUGGUUUCUCUGGCCCAAACUUAUAAAGAUGUGAAGGAUUUUGAUAAAGCGAUCGAGUAUUACAACAGGGAGUUGACAGUGUGGAAAGAUAAUCCUGCAGAGGCAUGCAAUACGAGCAUCAGUAUAGCAGAGGCUCUGGAAUUGAACCAUGCUUCCAGCAGAGAGAUUCUAACGAUGUACAGGAGUGCCCUGUGUUUGGCUAGGGACGCCAAAAACAUAAAAUUGGAAAGAAUCGUAUUAAAGAAUAUGCGGGACCAUCUAGAAGAUAACUCGAAUAGUGUCAUGGCAUCAGAAAUUGAGAAGGAACUGGAAAAAGUUGAAAAGCAGCUUGACGGUCAAAGUGAAUCAGAAGAUGAAAGCGAAGACACUCCGGCUAUUGGAGAUCAUAUUUGCUUGGAUACGUUAUCAGAUUCAGAAGCAGAUGAGGAAGAAAUGAAGUUGAAGCCGAGAACAGCUCGACGUGUGCGUGGUGGCUUCCAGCUGCGGCGUAAUGAGAAGGGGGAGACGCCCCUCCAUGUGGCCUGCAUCAAUGGCAACUUGACGCUUGUCACCAAACUGUUGGAUCAGGGCCAUCCACUGGACGUACGUGACAACAACGGGUGGACGCCCCUACACGAGGCGGCCAACCACGGCUACGUGGAGAUAGCGCAGGAACUGGUGGAGCGGGGUGCGGCCAUCAACGACGCGGGAGGACCGCACUGUGACGGCGUCACGCCACUGCUGGACGCCGCCUCCUGUGGGCACUUCCGCCUCAUGGACAUGCUGCUGCAGAAGGGCGCGUCGCCCAUCGCUCGCACCGACAAGGGAGAGACUGUUCUUGAUUGUCUCACAAACUGGAGGCGGCGUUUUAUUGAAGAAGAGCAGACUGACCUGACUGGUGAAAUGUUGAACGAUUACAAUACAAUAGCUAGAAAAAUCAAGUUUGGCUAUCAUCAAAGCCGGACAUCAUCACCUUUAGUGAGAAGACGAAAGAGCAGUGAGGGGAGUCCAGAAACAAGAUCUCAUACGAACAACUCGUCCAACAACAGAGCUGUUUCUGAAUAUCAAAGUGCCAUACGAGGACUCAAGCAUCGCUCAAAUGUUAACUCAGAAGUUCCCAUCAGCCCAAUCAAACUUUCUCAAGGUGCAUUAGUGAACGCAGAAAACGCGAUCGACGAUUGGCUGAUUGAUGAUCUAAAUGAAGAUUUAACUUCUAGACCUUUGAAGCGUAGGAAAAGAGACGACACUUUUUCGGGCGUACAGCUACGCAAAUCGUCAAACAAGGAGAAGUCCAAAAAUAGCAAGCCAUCUCUUCGAUCAACAAUCGAGUACAGUGACAGUGAAACUUGCGAUUCAAAUGGAACGAACCAUUGUGCAGAUGACGAUGAUUUCUCAUCAAAAGAGGAACAAAACGACCGCCCUUCAGAAAUGAGUGAGGAUGCAUUGCACAUGGAUGACGACAAUAAUUCAGCAAAUAUGUGUGAUAAUCAUAUAUCAUCUUUGCAUUCCAUAGAUCUAUGUGAUCAGCCAUCGCCGUCCAUCAAUAGAUUAUCGAGUACUCAAAUGCGUCAAACCACAUUACUGGAUGCUGGCAUCCACAGGGAACCAGUUCAAAUAGCUCAAGAUUUAGUCUCACCACCAGCUCAGACACCUGUCGACAUAACUUCUCGUAAACGACAAACGGUGAAAGUUCGAAUUGAAGGAAAGCUGAUGUUGAUACCUCUACCAAUCGAUCCUGACCUCACAAUGUCCUGGCUCGAAGAGGAAACUGCUCGUAGGUACAACAGUAUGGAAGGUGUUGAGCCGAAGCUUUCUCUUCAGACAGCUGAUGGUGCUCUCAUCCACCCACAUGACUCUCUGUCGCUGAUUGCUGAUCUGGGAUCAGAAAUAAAUGCUAUUGUCACCUCUUGGAAUUUGGCUCCGAUAAAGGAUAGAUACCGCAGAGCAUGCACUGCCAACAACAUAGAUGUGAUAUCUGAAGUAGAAGCCCGAUUGGAUUCUUCGCAAAUCACCAAGUGCCUGGAUUUGGAAAAUUUUACAUUAUUUACGGACGAAUUUACUCCAAUAUUCAAAUCACUGGCCCAUCAUAAAUCAUUACAAUACCUGCGACUUUCUACAAACUGUUUGGGUGACUCAGGUUUACAGGCUCUUAUGAACACGCUGGUGGAUAUUCCCGAGUUGAAAGAACUUGAUUUGAGUUGCUGCAAUAUUACUCAUUACGGACUCGAUCACAUGUGCCAGUUCAUUUUGCAGAAAAACUUAUUCGAGGCCUUGGAAGUGAUAGAUAUGAGUCACAAUCGUCUUGGAGAUGAUUGCUUGAGGCAUGUAUGUAAUCUGGUGAGCAAACUGCCCAACUUGCACACUCUUAAAUUGAGGUCUGUUUCCCUCACAUCAUUCAAGGCGCAGCAAGAUUUCUAUCUAGAUCAAAUAGAAGUGCUAGACUUGAGCUCCAACGAUAUUGGAAGGGAAGGCAUGCUAGAUAUUCUGAGUAAAUUGAAUCCGGGCAGAAUACGCAGACUGGAGUUGGCCGAUGUUGGCUCAGAGUGGGUGGCUCGCGAGGUGGCCAUCUUCCUCGGCCAGUGCGUUCCUUACAACUUGGAGCAUUUGGACCUCUCCUACUGUGACAUCGACGAUUUGCAGAUGAAUCUUCUUCUCAAGAGUUUAAAAAUGUGUCCGAAGCUUCGUAACCUUCAGCUGGAAGGAAACAGCAAGCUGAGUCCAUGCAUGGUACAGAGGUUGUGUGAACUGGAGCUGACGCAUCUCAACUUGGCCGGUGUUCCAUGUAAUCUUCGUUUCAUUAAACACGACAUUGAAAACUUGUACAUCAGUACCGUUCAAAAAGACCUAUCAAAUAGGGAAAAUCGCCGGAGACCUUUCGGCUUCUAUUCGAAUAAUCUUAACUCAGUAUUCAGGUAGUUUAUCUCAUUAUGUUCUUCUAAUUUUAUUUCAUUAUGUUGUUUUAACGGUUUCUAUUAGAAUAAUCUUACUCAGUGUUAAUUUAGUUUAUAGCUUUAUGUUGCUUUAAUUUUAUUUCAUUAUAUUGUUUUAAUUUAUUUCAUCAUGUUGUUUCAUUUGUUUUUCAACAAUUUCAGUUUGUUGGCAAAAUACAAUACCAAUACCUAGCUCAGCUUUAAGUUCAUGAGUUGGUAUAUUGUAAAAAUCACCCCACCAUCAUAUUACGAAACAUAUACAAAUUCAUUGUUGACAUCACCGUAGAAUUAAUAUGAAGAACUGAAUUAGUAUUGUAGGUAGUUCUUUUUAAAAUGUGUAUACUU
Molecule: messenger RNA, 4308 nt
Organism: Nilaparvata lugens (brown planthopper)
Lineage: Eukaryota; Metazoa; Arthropoda; Insecta; Hemiptera; Delphacidae
Product: tonsoku-like protein
Exons: 25
Coding region: 89-3949 (1286 amino acids)
Molecular function (GO): protein binding
Source: RefSeq, a predicted model, not a curated record